Molecule: messenger RNA, 5562 nt
Organism: Australozyma saopauloensis
Lineage: Eukaryota; Fungi; Ascomycota; Pichiomycetes; Serinales; Metschnikowiaceae
Gene: SEC7
Product: Arf family guanine nucleotide exchange factor
Exons: 1
Coding region: 1-5562 (1853 amino acids)
Biological process (GO): regulation of ARF protein signal transduction
Molecular function (GO): guanyl-nucleotide exchange factor activity
Source: RefSeq, a predicted model, not a curated record
AUGGCAGAGGAUCCGCCGACCGUUCGGACUUCUACGUCCGUCGAAGACCCGGCCGUUCCUAUCUCCGGGAACGGGACGAAAACUAUAAAUACCGCCGACCUCGCCGAUUCGGAACCACAAGACAUUCCAGACAAUUCCGGCACCAAAGAGGAUUCGGAGAUUGAAGUGCCAGAGGCCGUGCACGAGAAAAGUUCUGAAAGUGCCGCAGAAGUGGAAGAUCAAGUCCUGGAAUCCAAAGUCGAUUCCAAAGAAACGAAUGAGGAUGUAGAUACUGACAUUGCAGCCAAUGACAAGCAGGCCGAAAACAGUAAGCCCGUCCAAGAAGUUGAAAUUGAGGAUGAACCGCCAAAGGAGGAUACCCUUGAGGAAGUAGGAGAAAAUGUAGCUGUGACAGAUGUUCCUACUGAAGAAACUAAGGCCACUCAAGAACCUGAAGUCCCUGAGGAAACUGAAGUCCCUGAGGAAUCACAACCAGAAGUAGUACCACCGGUUCCAGGAAAAGACGCUGUACAACAGCCAGUAGAAACAAGCGAACCAGUGGCCGUUGUAGACCCAGUUGAGGCCACCACGCACUAUAAUGCCAAGCUUGAAAACGUCCAGAUCUUCCUGAAAGCAUUCCAGAACAUUGCCGAGACCAAAGAGGUCAAGAAGAACGAGGCUUUGCUGGCGGCCGCGAAGAAAUCCAUCGACAGUCUUGCCGCUCCUUCCGCCCAAACCGUGCACGUAAUCUAUGAUUCCUUAAAAGUUCUCUGUGAGCAUGGCAGUCAGGACCUCAAGUCGAAAGCGGUCGAUGUUUUCGCCAAGCUCUUCGACUACACGGUGUUCGAAGACGAGUUGGACCGUGCAAUGCUCACCGACGCGGCCAUCGACGUCAUCUCCUCUUGUUUCGAGGGUGAGGGAACGGACGAGAAGUUGGAGGUCCAGGUGGUCAAAGCACUUGUCCAGAGCAUUUUGAACAUGCCCACACACGGCGCGUCGCUUCUAAAAGCCGUUCGCCAAAUUUUCAACGUCACAAUCUUGUCUUUGUCUCAGGAUAACCAGGGCCUUGCCCAGGGAUCCUUGACCCAAGUUGUCGGCGCUGUGUUCCAGCGAGUCAACGAAGCGGCUCAGAGAGGGAAAAACACCAGUUUCGACUCCGUUCCUGUGGCCUCUGAUAUCGACGCGGAUGUCUCUUCUGACAAUAUAAACGACAAGCUCACCCUCGAAAAGUUGCGAGACCUGGCCGGUGAUUCCGCUGAUAUAGAACGAGUGAAAGAGGCCAGUGAUGCUUCGGCCAAAGAUGAGGACUUGGCAGUGAAAGAUGCCUUCUUAAUCUUUAGAGUUAUCUGUAAGUUGGCUAGCAAAGACCUUGACUCCGAUAAUGUCGAUAUGAGGUCUCAUGCCGCACGCCAGAAGUUGCUCACUUUGCAUCUCAUUCACACUAUCUUAAAGGACAAUAUCGACAUUUUCUUGAACAAGGAUGUCGUGCUCUUGUCCUCCAAGUCUGAAAAGCAUACAAGACUCGUGGAUGCUAUCCGUCCUUCUCUUUCUCAAGCAUUGUCUAGAAAUGCCACUUCGAGUUUAGCACCUGUGUUUGAGCUCUCCAUUGAAAUUUUCUGGCUCCUAGUUGCAAAUUUGCGCUCUGACUUCAGAAAGGAAAUCUCGAUCUUUUUCGAAACCAUCUACUUCCCAAUCGGUGAAAUCAAGACAUCAACGCCACAUCAUAAAAGAUAUCUUCUCGCAAUUAUAGAACGUCUUUGCAAUGAUUCGCGGUGUCUUAUUGAAUUCUACCUCAACUAUGACUGUGUGAGCAAAAUGCCCGAUAUCUGUGAUAUGUUGAUCAAUUACUUGACGAAACUUGCGCUCGCACGUGUUGAUGUGACAGCAGCUCAACAAAUCGCAUACAAAGAGAAGAAGAGACAAGGCAUUGCUCUUUACGAUGUCUCCAAAAUUGGUGAGUUGAACAGUGCUAGGAUCUCUUCGAGACCCCCUGAGCCGGACGUGUACGCAUCAUUUCCUCUCGAGUAUGCCCUAAAAGUGACAUCGUUGAACUGUUUCGUCGCUUUCUUGCGUUCGCUCAAUUCUUGGUGCCAGAAGGGUGCACUUGGCUCAAGAUCCAGCCAAAGUAAAUCCCAUCCAUCUUCGGCUCCAUUUUCGCCAACAUCAAGUCGCGAUAACUCAAGAAACACCUCGUUUGUCGCUGCACAGGGUAGCAGGGCAACUGAUGAUAAUGACGAUUACGAGCAAUUUGAGAGUCAGAGGCAAAGAAAGAAAUUGUUUGCCGAGGGCUCACGUAGAUUUACGCAAAAACCUGCUAAGGCCAUCAAAUUUUUCAUCGAAAAUGGUUUCCUCAAGUCUGAUUCCGUGGAGGAUAUUGCUUCGUUCUUAAGAGAGAAUGAUUCUUUCGACAAAGCUGCUAUCGGUGAAUAUUUGAGUGGUGAGAAUGAUGGUGCACUUCGACAUGCCUUUUUCAGUAAGUCAAACUUUGCAGGUCUAACAUUUGUUGACGCUUUGCGGAGUUUCUUACAGUUGUUCAGAUUACCCGGUGAGGGCCAAAAAGUCGACAGAUUCAUGCUUAAUUUUGCCGAGAGAUACGUGGAAGGUAACCCCGACGUGUUUGAGAAUGCAAACGCUGCGUACUACUUGGCAUACUCCACCACCAUGCUUAAUACAGACCAGCAUUCGAAGAAUCUCAAGAGCAGAAUGACUUUAGAGGACUUUGUUAGAAUGAAUGAGGGUUGUGAAGACAAUUUGCCAAGAGAGCUAUCCGAGGAAAUUUUCAAUGAAGUGCACAAUAAUGAGAUCAAGCUUCUCUCUGAACAAUCAGCAGCUGCAAUUAUGAAUGAUGGCUCUGCUGAUGCCGCAAGCGUCGGAUUCUUUAGUGGCAGAGACGUGAAUAAAGAGGCAUACAACCACGCAUCAAAAGAAAUGUCUUCUAAAACCGAAAUGCUUGUUCGGAGUCUCGGAAAGCGCACUCGCUCUACCGACGAAGACGAGAACUACCACGUUGCUUCAAAUAUAAUCCAGGUGAAGGCUAUCUUCAACCAAGUUUGGAUGUCGGUUUUGGCUGGACUUACAGGGCCAUUCAAGGAAUACGACGACGACGAGGUGGUACGUGCGUGCUUAGAAGGUCUCAAGUUCGCCAUCAAAAUUGCCUGCAUUUUCGAUAUGGAAGAUGUGAAGAAAGCCUUUGUCAAUGCACUCAUUCAGUUCCAAAACCUUGCCAAUAUUGACGAUAUCAAGCAAAAGAACGUCGAGGCUAUGUACUUGACUCUUGAUUUGGCAAUUAGCGAGGGCAAUUUCUUACAAAACCUUUGGUAUGCGGUAUUGGCACUGAUCUCUCAGCUUGAGCGUUUACAACUUAUUGCCAACGGAUUUGACCAGAACUCUAUUCCCGAUGUGUCUGUGGCAAAAUUGGUAUCUCGUACAUCUACAGAGAGUGCUUUACCUCGUCCUUCUGGAUUCUUUGGCUUCUCGAGAGAAACAACUGCCUCAGAGUCUGCAGCUAUCAAGCACCAAAACCAACAUUUGUCUCCAGAGUCUGCAGCACUUAUUGGCCGGACUGACCUCAGUGUUGCCAUGGACCGUGUUUUCACAAACACUUCUGAACUUUCAGGAGAGGCAAUUAAGGAUUUUGUCAUCGCAUUGAGACAGGUAGUUUCGGAAGAGAUCGAGCUGUCAGGAUCGGCAAAGAAUCCUAGGCUCUUCUCCUUGCAAAAGGUUGUUGAUAUCUGUUACUACAAUAUGGGACGUGUUCGUUUCGAAUGGUCGCCAUUGUGGGCCAACUUGGGAGACAUUUUCAACAAGGUUGGUUGUCACUCAAACCUUACAAUUGACUUCUUUGCCCUUGAUUCUCUCAAGCAGCUCUCCCUUCGGUUUUUGUCAUUGGAGGAGUUGGCACACUUCAAGUUCCAACAGGAGUUUUUGAAACCAUUCCACCACAUCAUUGUCAACAAUCACUCCAUUGAAGUGAAAGAGAUGGUCAUUGACUGUGUUAACAAUAUGGUCUUAGCUAAGGCUGAUCAAAUAAGAUCAGGUUGGAAAACUAUUUUUGAGGUUCUUACUGCUGCUGCAAAGCAAACUAGCGAUAGCAUCGUCAAGAAAGCAUUCGAAAUGGCUUUCCGGAUCAAAAAUGACUAUCUCGAUGAGGUUCGUGCACAAGAUUCGUUUGGCGAUCUAGUUGCCUGCUUCACCGAAUUCGCCAAAAAUGAAAAGUUCCAGAAGUAUGGUCUUCUGUCUGUUGAAAUUCUUACAAAGCUACUUGUUCAAAUCGCCAAACUUACUGUUGAAUCCAGCGAACCAUUGGCCAACGGAGAAAAGCAGGCUCGUAUUGAAAACCUCACUAAAUUAUGGUUCCCAAUCUUGUUUGGUUUCUACGACAUCAUUAUGCAUGGUGAGGAGAUGGAGGUUCGCCUGAAGACAUUGACUAGAUUCUUCGACGUCUUGCACAAGUAUGGUGACCAUUUCGAACCCGAGUUUUGGGAUAUCAUUUACCACAAACUUCUCGCACCAAUUUUUGGAAAGCUUUCUGAGCCUUGGAGUUUAUCGUUUGACAACAACGAGAGUAUUUCUGAGAUUGAUCGCAUGUCGGUUUGGGUUUCCACAACACUUGUACAGGCAUCUAAUAGCUUGGUAUCAUUGUACACACACUAUUUCGAUGCUUUCGAAGCCCUUCAGCCCCAGCUCAUGGGACUUAUAGUCAAUUUCAUCUGUCAAGAGAACGAAAUUCUCGCUCAAACGGGAAAAGCAUGCUUGACAGAAUUCAUACUCCAAAACGCCAGCCGGAUGUCGGAGCAACAAUGGACGUUGGUGGUUGACACGUUCGCCCAGCUCUUCGAGGAAACUACCGCUAAGGGCUUGCUACAAGUACCUAGUGGAGCAACUCCUGUCUCUGAGAAGAGCAACGAAAACGGUGCCGAAGAGAGCACCACUGCAGCCAACAACGUUGCCCGUGUUCAAGAGAAUUCUGCUCGCAGCAAAAGAAUCAUGGUGAUGAAGUGCGUCUUGCAGUUGACUUUGAUCGAGACUGUGAUGGAACUCACCGAAAAGAAAGUGUUCGUGGAGUCGAUCCCCGACUCUGAACUCAUACGUCUUUCACUGUUCUUGUUUAACAGUCACGAGUUUGCGCGGAGUUUCAAUGAUAACUACAAGCUUAGAAAUCAACUUUACGAGGGCGGUGUCAUCGAUAGAUUGCCCACGCUUCUCAAACAAGAAACAAUUUCAGCCGCGGUGUUCUUGAAUAUAAUGUUUACGUUGUACUGCGACGACAAGAGGGCUACCGACAGCGAAACCAAAGAUACCAUUCUCGAGUCAGUGGUGCCGCUCUGCAAUGCAAUCGUCAAGCGCUACUGUGCAUAUGACGAGUCCACACAACAGGCAUACAUCACCGCCUGGAGACAUGUCAUCAAGGAAAUAUUCGAGGGCUACGUUGAAAUGGACGAGGCCCACUUCAGUGCCCAUGCUCCCGAACUUUUCAGAGUAGCCAUGAAGGUGAACAAUCGUUGCAUGAGACCAGAUGUACAAAAGGCAAUUCUUGCAUUCAUGGCGCGGAUCGGCGACGUUUUCAUAUACAGCCGCAAAUAG